AUUAACCCAUGGCUUUUUUAUGUGUAAGAAAUGCUAAUCAGAUUCAAUGAAUAUGAGCUCCACCCAGUUGCAUUCUGACAUAAAAUACUGAGGCACAGUAGAAACCUUCCAGAUUAACACCAGACAGCAUUCGCAAGCUGAACUCGACUGCAGGAGUAAAGCUUCCAUUCGCCUUCAAUAUUAUUUGAGGUUUAAGCAGAUACUUUUCGUCAACAUCGAAUGUCUUCAAUCACAAUGAAUGACAGUGACUUUGUGGAGGCACAGGAUGUGCCAAGAGAUGAGAGUCUGGCCAAGGUGGAGAUCGCGCUGCUCAGUGUCGUCUUCGUGAGCGCCGCCGUCCUCAACACCAGCCUGCUGCUCGUCCUGUGGAAACAGCGCAAACAGAUGUCCAGAAUGCGCGUCUUCGUGUUCCACCUGUGCCUGGCGGACCUGGUGGUCACUUUCUUCCAGGUGUGUCCGCAGCUUUUGUGGGACAUCACAGACAGGUUCGUCGGACCGGACUUGGUGUGCCGACUUGUGAAAUAUUUGCAAGUUCUCGGCAUGUUUUCAUCAACCUACAUGAUCGUGGUGAUGACAGUUGACAGGUACCAGGCUAUCUGCAACCCGAUGGUAAAGUUUCAACGGACACGCACGAGACUAAAUGUCCCCGUGUGCGUUGCGUGGGGGAUUUCUCUGCUGGGCAGCUUGCCUCAGGUCUUCAUUUUCUCACAGGUGGAGGUUACACCGGGUGUGUUUGAUUGCUGGGCUACAUUUAUCCAGCCAUGGGGGCUGCAGACUUACAUCACCUGGACCACGCUGGUCAUUUUUGUUUUACCCGUUAUCACAGUUGUUGUUUGCCAAGUCCGCAUCUGCCGAGCCAUCCAGAUCAACAUCUACCAAAAGACUCAGCAGAAAGGAACGGUGGGUUUGCCAUCCAGAGCCAGCGGUGUGGCUGGCAUGUCGAAGGCUAGAGUGAAAACACUGAAGAUGACGGUGGUCAUAGUACUCGCUUAUAUUGUCUGCUGGGCUCCGUUUUUCACUGUCCAGCUGUGGUCCGCGUGGGACAAGCAGGCGCCUAAAGAAACUGCUACUUUCACCAUCCUGAUGUUGCUUGCCAGCCUGAACAGCUGCGCGAAUCCCUGCAUUUACCUUUUGUUCAGCGGUCAGGUUCCCAAGAGGCUGGUGUCGCUCCUGUGCAGGAGGCAUUCAGGCGGAAAGGACUCAGUGCACGAGGAAGCGACGCUGGUCAGCACUUUGUAUCUAAGCUUAAAAAAUCCCCCCGAGUCCAAGUGAAGGUAGCGCAUUACUUAAAAUGGGAAACUCCUGCAGGGCAAACCGUGCAAAGUCUGCGCGCCUGGAUAUGCUGCCUCUCUGAAUUUUAGCAACCGUUUCAAAGGAUGAAGGCAACGCAUGCUGUAUGUUAUCUGGCACAUAAAAAGAUAUAGUGUGUAGUAAAAAGCAGCCAACAAAGGCGAGAGAGUGAGAACAACAUGCUGUUGGAUAACAGCAUCUGGAGAGACUAAACAACUGGUGUGGAUCAUCAAGCUGUUUGGAUAAAUCUUUUUUCUUUGAGAAAUAGAAUAUUCAUCCCAUUUAGUGGUACCUGAAUGAGCCAGUCUUUUCAGCCAGAUUGGAUUCAGCUGUAUAGUGUUUUGCAUACUGCCAUAUAUAGAAACAUUCCUUGAGUUGAUUUCACCAAUCUAAAGUAAAUAAAAUCUAUUCAUAGCUUUCCAAACGAAAGAUUAAAAGCAAGCAUAUGUGUUUCACUGAUGUAACAGAGAGGAAAUAGAGGCACACUUUAUGUUGGAACAAACUGUAUUUAAAGAUUGUGAAAUAUGUUUGUCAGCCCUUUAAAUGUUUCUAUGGUGAAAACCUACUCACUGUUCACAAAAUCACACGCCAGGUGCUUGUAUUUUGUAAAAUACUGUUCAUGCCAUGAACAACUUUGUUUAUUUAUGGAAUAAAAUGUUGUCACAAACGUGUUGCACUGCUGUUGUAUACAUAACACAUGAGGUAGCCUUUGUAAUCCUAAACAUUUACAAAUGAUACAGAUCGUAUUUAUGGCACUAAUAUUUAGAUAUAAGUCCAUGCGGUCCCACCUAAUGUUAAUGUGUUUUAAAACAAGGAUUGAAUUGUCUACAUUGUCAACAUAUCUUUCCACAAAUAUUACAGCUGGAAGAAUGUAAUCAAAAGACAAACAGACAGAUGGACAACCCUGCACUACGUCAUGCAACAUCUGCAGGUCAUCAGAGUGAAAAACCUUCUUUGAAAGAGCAGCACGCCAAAGGGAGACAUAGAAUGAGAAACAUAUGAAGCUCGGAACGUGGCCAGUUCAUUGUCCAAGUCAGUCAGUAAUUUUGAUCAGGACUUCAGGUCAAACUAGAAAAUUAGUCAUCAGCAACAACAAUUAGUUUCAGUGAUUACUAUGACAAAUGAGAAACCACAAUGAAGGCAUAUCCAACGUGUGCUACUUAUAUGACAGUGGAAAAAAGAGCAUUGGUACUGAGCUGAAAAGUUUUGUUGGUUGCUUUGUAACUAUGGGAGCUGCAAUGGUCUAAAUUUCAUUUGAGGAUCUUAAAAUAAAAUAACUGAACACUUUGACCUUCACAGCAGUGCUUCAGGUUUCACUGGAGUCCACAGGGACCUGCAGUAACAUAAUUUUAUUUUCCCUCCUAAAUGUGUUUUUUGGGAUAUUAUAAAGAAAGAGGCAUUACAGCAGACACUAACUGGUGGCAGUUACUCGUGCACAUGCUCACCUGAGCACUGAGGCAAUCCGACAGCUUACGUUGGGAGUCUAUCCAAUUUUCUCUGGUAAAUUUUUAUGUGCUAACUUGUACCUCUGCAUAAAUUUACAACAAAAAGUAUUUUAUUUAUAUAUCGAAAAACAUACAAUAUAGGCAUAAUGCUUCAACACACUGGUUUUCUUUCAAUAUUAUCACCAAUGUUUCAACACAACCCAGAAAUGAU
Haplochromis burtoni (Burton's mouthbrooder) is the source of this 2946-nucleotide messenger RNA. Its product is annotated as vasopressin V2 receptor. The transcript has 3 exons. NCBI's taxonomy places the organism in Eukaryota, Metazoa, Chordata, Actinopteri, Cichliformes, Cichlidae. Gene Ontology annotation, cellular component: membrane. The coding region runs from base 220 to 1272 and encodes 350 amino acids. Gene Ontology annotation, molecular function: peptide binding; vasopressin receptor activity. The record is from RefSeq and is a predicted model, not a curated record. Gene Ontology annotation, biological process: G protein-coupled receptor signaling pathway; regulation of systemic arterial blood pressure by vasopressin; positive regulation of vasoconstriction.